GGGACACCAGAGACCCAGAGAGAGGACAGAGACCCAGAGAAGGGAGGACCAGAGACAGAGGGCCAGGAAGAGGGGACAGAGAUGGAUGCAGAGAUGGCAAAGCUUAGCAGGCAGUGAGGUCAGAGUGUCUGUGAGGUCGGCUGCUGUCCAGGGCCGGCCUGGGGCCCCGGGGCCCAGAGUAGGUGGGUGCAAGUAGAUCAGGAGUCCCUGCGGGUCCCCAGCCUGAGCCAUGGAGACCUGGGAGGAACUACCCAACGUGUCCUUGGUGCCCACAAAUCCCAAGGCCCCUCAGGCGAAGAUGUCGGCCCAGGACAGCUGCCUCAGCCUCAUCAAGUACCUCCUCUUCGUUUUCAACCUCUUCUUCUUCGUCCUAGGCAGCCUUAUUUUCUGCUUUGGCAUCUGGAUACUCAUUGACAAGACCAGCUUCGUGUCCUUUAUCUGGUCCAAGGCCCUGGCCAUCUCAGGAAUUCUCACCAUGGGUCUUGCUCUCCUGGGCUGUGUGGGGGCCCUGAAGGAGCUCCGCUGCCUGCUGGGCCUGUAUUUUGGGAUACUGCUGCUCCUGUUUGCCAUGCAGAUCACGCUAGGAAUCCUCAUCUCCACUCAGCGGACCCGGCUGGAGCGGAGGGUGAAGGAUAUCGUGAUGGAGACCAUCCAACGCUACCACGCGCACCCGGAGGAGUCGGCGGCGGAGGAGAGCUGGGACUACGUGCAGUUCCAGCUGCGCUGCUGCGGCUGGAACUCUCCUCGGGACUGGUUCAGUAUCCCCAGCCUCAGCAGCAACGAGUCAGAGGUGCACCGCGUGCCCUGCUCCUGCUAUAAUUCAUCGGCGAGCAACGACUCCGCCAUCUUCGAGAAACUCUCCUUCCCCCAGUUCAGCCGGCUGGGACCACUGGCGCGGCCCCGCCACAGUACAGACCUUUGCCUGGUCCCUGCAAACAGCGAUAUCUACAGCGAGGGCUGCGCGCGGAGCCUCCAGAAGUGGUUGCACAACAACCUCAUCUCCAUAGUAGGCAUUUGUCUGGGCGUCGGUCUACUUGAGCUCAGCUUCAUGACGCUCUCCAUAUUCCUGUGCAGAAACCUGGACCAAGUCUACGACCGGCUUGCUCGGUACCUCUAGGCCCCGCCCUUCCCAAAGCCCCGCCCUGACCCCUUCAAGUGCCCCAGAGGCUUCCCUGUGGUGUGUAAAUAUUUGUUCAACCCCUUUCGCCCCAGCCACCAUUGAGUCCUCAACCUCCUCAUUUCCCCGGGGACCCAGAUGUCUGCCUGCCCAUCUGCUGUCACCUCUCCCGCGGGACCUGAGGCUUCUGGUCACCAGCUUCCUGCCCCCAAAGAUACCUCAUUUCCUUGCCUCAUGUGUUGGCCUACCGCACCUCCCACAGGAUUAUUUUUCGCCCAAACCCCAAAUAAAUCCCCUGCGUUUUGGUAAAA
Prionailurus viverrinus (fishing cat) is the source of this 1428-nucleotide messenger RNA. RefSeq names its product CD37 molecule (gene CD37). Gene Ontology annotation, cellular component: membrane. The coding region runs from base 230 to 1117 and encodes 295 amino acids. The transcript is spliced from 9 exons. The record is from RefSeq and is a predicted model, not a curated record. Lineage: Eukaryota; Metazoa; Chordata; Mammalia; Carnivora; Felidae.